This is a messenger RNA of Lactuca virosa, 645 nucleotides long. The record is from the annotation of a GenBank genome assembly. NCBI's taxonomy places the organism in Eukaryota, Viridiplantae, Streptophyta, Magnoliopsida, Asterales, Asteraceae.
AUGAACGCUAGUACUUCGAUUUCAAUUCGUACGACCGAUUUCCGAUUGCGAAUUUGUUUCGCUUCGAAAGUGGAUAUCAGGUUCGUUCCUUCGCUGGAAGUAACAUUUUUAACAGAGAUUGAACUGCUGUCAAGACUCCAUCACUACCAUGUGGUGCCAUUACUUGGGUACUGUUUAGAAUACCAAUACCACACAAAACAGCCUGAAAUGCUUUUGGUGUUUGAAUACAUGCCAAAUGGCAACCUGAGAGAGUGUCUGGAUGGGGUUUCAGAAAAAUGUCUAGACUGGGGGGCCCACAUUGCAGUAGCCAUUGGAGCUGCUAGAGGGUUGGAAUAUCUUCAUGAAGCAGCUGCACCAAGAAUCUUGCAUAGAGAUGUUAAAUCCACUAACAUUCUAUUGGAUGAAAACUGGAGAGCAAAGAUUACUGAUCUGGAAAUGGCUAAGAAAAAAUCCAGCAGGAGUACAGAAGCUCAUAGGUGGUCAACAGUUGAUCUUGACCACCCUCAGAUCAUAAACAAACAUAACUAUAGCAUUUUUUCAGCUACAUGGAACGUAGGAGGAAAAUCCCCUUCCAACAAAAUGAAUCUUGGUGAGAUUCCAAUUCUUUUGGAAUGUUCUGUUGGAAUCACAGAAGUUGAUGCUUGA